CUUUCAUAAUUCAUAUAUAUCCCGUGCUCCAAUAGCAAAUGGUUCUCACUAACCUGCCUUAUCCUACUUACUGCUCUUACUCAUCAAAGUCUCUUCCUCAAUAAUUCACUAUAUCUCUCUCUCUCUCUCUCUCUCUCUCUCUGUGUUCAGUCCUGAUCAGAAAAAGAUUAACUCUAGCUUCUGUCGUUUGCUGAGAGUUUUUUUAUGUGAAAAAAGAUAAACUAUACUUCUGUUGGCGUCUUAUUGAGCAUUUGGAUGGUUAUUUAGAGUCUUGAGCUUCACUGGGAGGUGGGUUUUGGCUUGCAGCUCCACAGCACGAACAAGGAUGACCCAGCAGGCCAAGAGCACUCAUUUCAUGAAAAGUAUGAAGUCUCCCUCUUCUGUUUCUGCACAGCCAGAAGCUUCCCACAAUGAUGAACUCUUCAUGCAGAAGAGGUUAUUCUUUUCUGAUAGCCUCAAGGAAUUGAAGGAUCUGAGGAAACAGUUGUACUCAGCAGCAGAGCAUUUUGAAGCAGCUUACAGCAAAGAAGAUCAAAAUCACCUAGUACUGGUGGAGAACUUGAAAGAUUAUGCCAUUAAAGCUAUCGUCAAUACUGUGGACCACUUGGGUUCUGUGGCAUAUAAGGUUAAUGGAUUUUUGGAUGAAAAGAUCUGUGAACUAUCUAGAACUGAGCUUAGGUUCUCUUGCCUUGAACAGAGACUCCGAACAUGCCAAUACUUCAGAGAUAGUGGGGGCCUUUUCCUACAAUCAUUGGCUCUAGAAUUUCCCAAGCAUCAUAAGCGGUACAUCAUUCCAGCUGGGACAACCACGGAUGCUGUUGGCCACUCUCAGCCGACACAUCACAAUGCUAAAGAGCACUUAUGUCAGUUUGGAAGUGGCAAAGCUGUUCACGCAACUAGUGAGACCCCUGCAACAGUAAUCAGAAAAAGCCACUCUGCGUUAUGGUCUCCACAAUCUUCCUCAAGACCUGAAACUUUCCAGUUUACAAAAGUUGCAUCAUGCAGAGCAAGAGAGAACCGAUCAGUCUCACCAUAUCGCUUUCCAUUUAUACGUUCCGGAUCUCUUGUUAGGAGAUCAACUGCUACGAACUAUUCUACUGCCAAUAAACGGUACGCAUCAGAGCCCCGGAGAUCAGUUUCAUUGUCUAUUCAUGCUGAAAGAGAAGGGACUAAAGCUAUUGUACAAAAUUCUGGCAAAAGCAAAGGGCUGUUUAAGGCCUUGCUAAGCAUGCACAAGUCCAAAAGAGAAGGCAUAUUAUACAAAUAGUUGGAUGAGAGAAUUGAAAGGAAGAACAGAAAGCAGCAUGUUAGGAAGCUUACAAUAUGUACUGUUUAUGGUUUCUCCAUGCCUUUCUUACCAGACAUUACAACUUGUCACCAAUGCUUCCUUUCAUUUGUAACUUGUACAAAGCAUCUCCCUACAUUUCAAGUCUCACAUUGAUCAAAUCUGAUUUGAAUGUUUUGGGGAACUGCAUGUAUAAACUUUUCAUAGUUCACGUAUAUUGCACAAAAUAGGGUGCUUUAAUA
Messenger RNA from Corylus avellana, 1527 nucleotides. RefSeq names its product protein ABIL2. Lineage: Eukaryota; Viridiplantae; Streptophyta; Magnoliopsida; Fagales; Betulaceae. The record is from RefSeq and is a predicted model, not a curated record.